AUGCCGAGGUCAAAACCCAAUCUUCCGCGGGGCAAGCCACGAGGUCUACGCCGAGAUCGGGACUGUCGGACCUGUAAGGUUCGGGGAGUCAAGUGUGAUCUAAACAGACCUCAAUGUCUCCCUUGCGUGGAAUCUGGUCUGACUUGUGGGGGCUACACUCAGAGAGUCGUUUGGGCGGCGAAUCCUGUUGGGACACCAGUCUCCGGCCUGAACUUGCCAUCUCCAGUCGAGCAACAGAUUGACACGAGGCGUAAUUUAUCUGAUGAAGCGAACAUACCGUCAUCAGACAAGUUGCACCAUACGAGGGGCAUAUCUGCAAAUGAUGGCGAUGACUUCACACAAAAUUCGUUGGCUACAGAUCAGCCUCAUAUCGUGGAACAUCUUCUCGCCUUCGGUGACAGCCUCAAACGGGCAAGGCUGGUAUCUGUUGAUGAUGUAAAAUUCUUUGACACACGAUCAUCAGACCAGGGAUUGAAGCUUAUUGCCCAAGUCGACAACUUUCUACAAGCAACGAUCAGAAGACGCAGGAGAUCAGACCCAAGUACAACUUCACAUCCAUCAACCCUGGCCUUCUCCACCGCCGGGCCCAUCUUACCUCAAGAUGCAGAAAACGAGGACAUAUUGGUGUAUCAUCGCCUCGAAGCACUCAAGAGUCUCAGUCAAGCACUUAAUACUGCAGAUCCAGCCGCUUUUCUUGGAAUCGCUGUCUUUGCCUUUUUCGAAGUUGUGAUGGAUGGUGUCUUUGGUGAAUGGGACUGCCAUUUACGUGGUGCGCGGUCCCUUCUCGAUUGUCACUGUCGGAACAGCGAGGAGUUCCAGCAACUAUCAAAUACAUUCAUCGGAUUUGAAGAAAUAGUUGCAUACUUUGGUUGGUGGGACACUAUUGGUGCAGUUGUUAGGCAAUCUACCCGCAGGGCUGUGGGAGACCAGGAGGGUCUCACCUUUGACGAUUGGCAUCGUAAUGCUCUUACGAAAGACUUCCUUGACGUGGUCGGGUGCCCAACUGAAACGUUCUGGCUAUUUGUAUCACUUGCAAAAGGAAAAAAGUCGGAUAAUCUCAGCGAAAUACUUACUGAAGCCAUGGCUCAGCUCCUCAAACUUGGCAUGGACACAACUGAGCGUGGGAAGUGUAUGGACACAUACAGAUGCGCAGCAGUCAUCGCUGUCCUUUCAUGGAAGACUCCAGGGACUGGCGAAGCGCCACCCUGCAAAGCUUCUAGGACAACAUUAACAUUCGCUGUUGAUAGAAUUUGUCAAAUCAUUGACUCUGGUCGUCCAAGGUCUACACUCUAUGUCCACAUGGCCACACCUGCUUACUUGGCUAGCAUGUGGGCCAGUUCUUCAUAUCAUUGUAAGACCUUGCGGAACUAUUGGAAGAACUGCCAAAUGGGAGAUAUCCCCCGCUACUUGGGUGCAUACCUGAGAUGUGAGGAGACAUGGAGAAACAUGGGUCUAUCCUGA
Fusarium venenatum is the source of this 1461-nucleotide messenger RNA. RefSeq lists its product as uncharacterized. Gene Ontology annotation, molecular function: DNA-binding transcription factor activity, RNA polymerase II-specific; zinc ion binding. The record is from RefSeq and is a predicted model, not a curated record. Lineage: Eukaryota; Fungi; Ascomycota; Sordariomycetes; Hypocreales; Nectriaceae. Gene Ontology annotation, biological process: regulation of DNA-templated transcription.